Messenger RNA from Grus americana (Whooping crane), 2445 nucleotides. Its product is annotated as C->U-editing enzyme APOBEC-1-like. Bases 120 to 704 code for a protein of 194 amino acids. Gene Ontology annotation, cellular component: nucleus; cytoplasm. Gene Ontology annotation, molecular function: zinc ion binding; RNA binding; cytidine deaminase activity. The transcript has 5 exons. The record is from RefSeq and is a predicted model, not a curated record. Gene Ontology annotation, biological process: cytidine to uridine editing. Lineage: Eukaryota; Metazoa; Chordata; Aves; Gruiformes; Gruidae.
UUCAGCUGAGUAACAUUACGUCUAAAGUUUAGUCUUCAGGAAUAGAAACUGAAACAAAUGGAAGAUUAAUAAAAGGACAUCCAUCACCCAAGAGGCCACAGACAGAUCCAGAAAUAUCCAUGGCUGCUGUCGCUCAUAGAGGUCCUAGAUCCAGAGAGAACAACCAAGGGUGGAAGAUACAGCCAGAUGACUUCAAAAGAAAUUAUUUGCCUGGUGAACAUCCACGGGUGGUGUAUCUGCUAUAUGAAAUCAGGUGGAGCAGAGGUACCAUCUGGAGGAGCUGGUGUUCAAACAAUGCUACCCAACAUGCUGAAGUCAACUUCUUGGAAACUUGUUUCCUGGCCAGGACAUCAGUUUCUUGCUCCAUCACCUGGGUCCUAUCUACUACCCCCUGUGGGAAUUGCUCCAGAAGAAUUCUGGAGUUCCUGAAUGCAUAUCCCAAUGUGACCUUGGAAAUAUACGCAGCCAAGCUGUUCAGGCACCUGGAUAACCGUAACCGGCAAGGUCUUAGGAACCUGGCAAUGAAAGGAGUCAGGAUACAUAUCAUGAAUCUUGCAGAUUACAGUUACUUCUGGAGAAUAUUUGUUGCAUACCAACGUGGAGAAGAUGAUUAUUGGCCCUGGAGUUUCGCUUCAUACAUCUUUCUGAAUAAGAGAGAGCUCUGUCAUAUCCUUUUGGGGCUUCCUCCAUUGCUGGGAAACUGAAUAGUAACAAGCAUCGGCAGCAUGCUUUCAAGAUCACUUUGUGCAUCAUAACAUUAUUUACAAGACCAGAAAAGCCAGGUCCUGGCAGUCUUUUCUACUACAGCCUUGAACUAUGAGCUUCAUACUGCUACCAGAGAAGGAAGGAUCUUAUCACUGGAUGAACAUCACUAGGUAUUGGACACAGCAGAAGGAACGCAUGAGAAACUGUAGGGAAGUUUGGAUGAUGCAGCCAGACAGCCAUGACAGAGUGUGUUGGGUUUGCGUGGCAAGGUUUUGGUAGCGGGGGUGGGGCUACAGGGGUGGCUUCUGUGAGAAGCUGCUAGAAGCUCCCCCUGUGUCUGAUAGAGCCAAUGCCAGCGGGCUCCAAGACAGGCCCGCCGCUGCCCAAGGCCAAGCCAAUCAGCGCCUCUGUGAUAACAUAUUUAAGAAGGAAAACAAAACAGUUAGAGAGAGCUUUUGCAGCCGGAGGGAGGAGUGAGAAGAUGUAAGAAACUCUGCAGACACCAAGGUCAGCGCAGAAGGAAGGGGAGGAGGUGCUCCAGACACCAGAGCAGAGAUCCCCCUGCAGCCCGUGGUGAAGACCAUGGUGAAGCAGGCUGUCCCCUGCAGCCCAUGGAGGAAGGAUGAGGGGGUGUAGAGAUUCCACCUGCAGCCCGUGGAGGACCCCACGCUGGAGCAGGUGGAGGCACCUGAAGGAGGCUGUGGCCCGUGGGAAGCCCACGUUGGAGCAAGCUCCUGGCAGGACCGGUGGACCCGUGGAGAGAGAAGCCCACGCCAGGGCAGGUUUGCUGGCAGGACUUGUGACCCCGUGGGGGACCCCACGCUGGAGCAGUUUGCUCCUGAAGGUCUGCACCCCGUGGGAGAGACUCACGUUGGAGAAGUUUGUGAAGGACUGUCUCCCGUGAGAGGAACUCCAUGCUGGAGCAGAGGAACGAUGAGAGGAGUCCUCCCCCUGAGGAUGAAGAAGCGGCAGAAACAACAUGCCAUCAACUGACCGUAACCCCCAUUCCCUGUCCCCCUGUGCCGCUGAGGGGGGGCGGAGGUUGAAGCUGGGAGUGAAGUUGAGCCCGGGAAGAUGGGAGGGGUGGGGGGAGGUGUUUUAAGAGUUGAUUUUAUUUCUCAUUCCUCUACUCUGUUUUGCUUAGUAAUAAAUUAGAUGAAUUCCCUCUCUAAGUUCAGUCUGUUUUACUCGUGACAAUAAUUGGUGAGUGAUCUCUCCCUGUCCUUCUCAACCCACAAGCAUUUCGUUAUGCCUUUUCUCCCCUGUUUAGUGAAUGAGGGGAGUGAGAGAGCGGCUCUGGUGGGUGCCUGGCCCCCAGCCAGGGUCAACCCACCACGCAGAAUGCUCUGGGUCUUUACAAGACUUCCUGAGAGUCCAGUGGGGAUGGGGACCAUGCCCCAGGAUCAGGCCUUUCCUGUCUGCUGAUUCUGCAAUCAGAUUCUGUGAGUAUCUUCUUGAGAGGCCAGCAAGUAACAUUUUUCCUGCUCUGAUCUGUUCCAAAGAAGUAAUCAGAGCAAUAUUUCUGGUUUUGAGAAUUUCUUAUGAAGAUCACUUUUAUGGGUAUGUGUGUAUAUUUCUGAAAAUACUUCAUGCUAUUAGUGUUUAUGUAAUGUUAUUAUAUUACUGCUUUUAUUACAAUAUAAUGUAAUUAUAUUACUAAGGAUUAUAUUGCUUCAUUUUAAGGUUUUAUUCUCCCUGCUUUUAUGAGUGUAGAAACAAUAGAAUAAAAGGGAAAAUGUC